GCCACAAGCAGCAGGCCUCGGGAGGCGCCCCGGGUCCCCCAGACGUGGCAGUCCGGGCCCCCCACCUCGCGGACUACAAGUCCCAGCAGCACCCGCAGCUAGUACCUCCCGCCCGGCCGCGGAGACCCCCGGUGGGUUCCAGCUACCGGGAGCUUGCUGCGCUGGGGUUGAGCGGGGUAGGGAGGCCGGUCCCGCGGGCGGGGGCGGGGCCCGCUCCGCGGCUUCUCCCGCCGCCGCCGCCAAGGGGAGUUUCCAGGAAGUGGCCAUAUUGGAUCCAUUCAGCCGCAGCCGCCCGGGCGGAGCGCGUCCCGCAGCCGGCUCGCCCCCUCCGCGGCCCCGGCGCUCCCCGCAGCCCGCCCGUCCACCCGCCCGCCCGGUGCGCUGCUCGCCAUGGCGGCCACUGAUCUGGAACGCAUCUCGAAUGCAGAGCCUGAGCCCCGGAGCCUGUCCCUGGGCGGUCAUGUGGGGUUUGACAGCCUCCCUGACCAACUGGUCAGCAAGUCAGUCAGCCAGGGCUUCAGCUUCAACAUUCUCUGUGUGGGGGAGACUGGGAUCGGCAAGUCCACGCUAAUGAAUACACUCUUCAACACAACUUUUGAGACCGAGGAAGCCAGCCACCAUGAGGAAUGUGUACGCCUGCGGCCUCAGACCUACGAUCUCCAAGAGAGCAACGUUCAUCUCAAACUGACCAUCGUGGAUGCUGUGGGCUUUGGGGACCAGAUCAAUAAGGAUGACAGGCCCAUAGUUGAUUACAUCGAUGCGCAGUUUGAAAACUAUCUCCAGGAGGAGCUGAAGAUCCGCCGUUCCCUCUUUGACUACCAUGACACGAGGAUCCAUGUGUGCCUCUACUUUAUCACACCCACUGGGCACUCCUUGAAAUCCCUGGAUCUGGUGACCAUGAAGAAACUAGAUAGCAAGGUGAACAUAAUUCCCAUCAUUGCCAAGGCCGACACCAUCUCCAAGAGCGAGCUCCACAAGUUCAAGAUCAAGAUCAUGGGUGAGCUGGUCAGCAAUGGAGUCCAGAUCUACCAGUUCCCCACAGACGACGAGGCUGUUGCAGAGAUCAACGCAGUCAUGAAUGCACACCUGCCUUUUGCUGUGGUGGGCAGCACAGAGGAGGUGAAGGUGGGCAACAAGCUGGUUCGAGCUCGACAGUACCCUUGGGGAGUGGUGCAGGUGGAGAACGAGAACCACUGCGACUUCGUGAAGCUGCGGGAGAUGUUGAUUCGGGUGAACAUGGAGGACCUGCGGGAGCAGACCCACAGUCGGCACUACGAGCUCUACCGACGCUGCAAGUUGGAGGAGAUGGGCUUCCAGGACAGUGAUGGUGACAGCCAGCCCUUCAGCCUCCAAGAGACAUACGAGGCCAAGAGGAAGGAGUUCCUGAGUGAGCUGCAGAGGAAGGAGGAAGAGAUGAGACAGAUGUUCGUCAACAAAGUGAAGGAGACAGAACUUGAGUUGAAGGAGAAAGAACGGGAGCUCCAUGAGAAGUUUGAGCACCUGAAGCGAAUCCACCAGGAGGAGAAGCGCAAGGUGGAGGAGAAGCGCAGGGAGCUGGAGGAGGAGACCAACGCCUUCAACUGCAGGAAGGCGGCCAUGGAGGCCCUGCAGUCUCAGGCCUUCCAUGCCACUUCACAGCAGCCCUUGAGGAAAGACAAGGACAAGAAGAAAGCCGGUGGCUGGUCUUCCAUUUACAGUGUCACUAUUCCCUGACGGAGCAGCUGUGUGCCACUCCAGUGAUGGCUCCAGCCAGUGGUGACUCAUGUGGUGCCCUAGGCGUGGCCUGUGGUCCGGUAUAUACACACUCGCUGCAGAAUUCGCCUGUUUCCCCUUCAUUUUCAUUUUUCUAACCUAGAGCUUAAUUUUAAUAAUUUUGAAACACUUCUAAAUUUUUAUUUUGGCACCAGUAUAAAGACAAAUAAUAUCUAUCUUUCCCAUUAUUUUUAUAAGUAACACAGAUUCCCUGAUUUUUUUUUUUUUUAAACUAAAAAGAUCUCUAAACCUUCUUACAUAGAAAGCAGCCCUAUAACAUAUAGGGAGAGGUGGGAAAUAAAGUUCCUAUUCUGGCAGUGUUUGGAACUUCUUUCUGGACUGCAGUGGACCCCGAACAAGACCACGCCCAGCGUUUUUACUGUGAAUGUAAAUGGAACAGCAGCCCAAACCCUUGUCUCUGCCCUCGAGGUGCUACCUGUGCAGGGACCAAGUGCAUGUGUGUUAAGUGUCUGACUCCAAAUAAGCCACCUGCUCCCGACCAGCGUGCUCAGCUCAUCAGGGAAAGGGCUGCCAUGUCAAGGUCAUUGUUACUUCUUUCCUGGCCGAGUCAUGGUGCAAGAAAAUAACAGUGUCUGAAGUAUUAGGACAAUUUGGCCGGGGAGAAAAACAAAAGCUUGGGGGCUAAGAACGUCCCCUCCAGCUCUGGCUUCCAGGUGAACACUUGUAAGAAAGUGGCUGCCAGGUGGGAUGGUGCAGGCCUGUGAUGCCAGCACUUGGGAGGUGGUGGGAAGCCAGAGACAGGCCUCAGUUACACGGUGAGGUUGAGGCCAAUUUGGGCUACAUGAGACCCUGUCUCAAAAAUAAAAGCAAGGAAAGUACUGAGAAAACCCAUUCUGCUCUGCUCCUGGUGGUUUGCCAGCCUCGGGGUUGUUGGUGCAGCACCAGCUGGACACCAGGCUCCCCAGAAAGAUCGGCUGCAUCCCGAGGAGCUGAUCACCCAGGGGCUUCUCACUGAGAGCCUGAGGGGUCCACACUGAUUCAUGCUGCAUUCAGAUUUUUACGCCCCCAUCUCCCUCCACCGUUUCCCCCUUCCUGCCAGGCCUGCCUCUAUUCGUCCAGGACCAGUCUGGCUUCUUCUUGUCCUGAGAUGAUGGCUCAUUCAGAGUGAACUGGAGGGGAAGGUUGUUGUGGGUGCACUGUGACAAUACCUCCCCUAAGGCCGCUGUGCUGUGAGAGGCUCCACACAGCAGGAGAAAUGCAUUUAGUGAUGCUCUAAGGAAAAGAUCCUCUGUGAUCAGGGUGCAUCCUGGCCAAAAGUCUGGACUCUCAAACUAUUUAGAGAGGCCGUUUUAAGCAAAAGGACCCAACAUUCAGCUCAGGCCUUGGAAGCCUUGUGAGCGUCACAGCUAGUCCACCUCUGGUCCUGGCAGAGCUGAUGCUGAACUUCAUGUCUGAGGCAGAGGUGAACUGCAGGCCAGCCGCUCCUCUUAGGGAAAUUGUAUGUCUGACGGUGUAUUCACUUAGGUUCAGCCUGACCUUCAGAGCAGCCUCUCCUAGCCAGUCUAUUUUGAGACUAGGAUGACCCAGCGGGUCCACUGCUGGCUCAGAGUCCAUGCUGGGGACUCUGGAGCCAACAGAUCCUACCACCGGCACCUGCAGCGCAGCAGCCACAAACUCAGGCAUACUGGAAGGCUGUUAUGGUCAGUGCCUACCUUUUGGCCCAAAGCUUGCUGGCAUCCCUGGGGAGACUUGACUUGCAUUUUCUAGGGUCUAAGUCGCUCCCCAUGGAUCCCGUCAGUCAUGGCAAGCUUUUCCCCUGCUGCGUGGAAUUUUGUUAUCUUUAGCUGAGGUUAAAUUAAUCCUUGGUGUGCAAGAAAAACGUGAAGCUUGCCCCUCGAGGCUGUGACUCCCUCCUCUUUCUUCCCUGUCGUUUGUUGGCGUCAUGGGACCGUCAUAGGAUCAUGUUGACAUUUGCUGUUGAGUCUCCCUUGAGCCAUUUCGUGUUGUGGUAGAGUCACCGUUUAAGAUACGGUUCAGACCUGGACUUCUGAGAGAGAAAAGAUCCAGUUAAAAAUCAUGCCAAAUCCUAGGCACUCAGGAGGCUAAGCUAGGAGAAUCACAAAUUCAAGGCCAACCUGGGCCACUUAGCAAGACCCCAUGUUAAAUUUAAAAAAACAAAAUGCUGGACAGCUUGCCUAGCAUGAUUGGGGACUGAUUUCUUUCCCAAGUCAACAGCCACCGAGCAGCUGUAUCCCAGGCCAACCAGGGUGUGUGUUCCCCGUCCUGCUGGGAGGCCUGAACCUUGUGGUUGUACAAACUGGCCCUGUGUGUGUUCGUGUGUGUGUGUGUGUGUGUGUGUGUGGACUCCCCUUGUCUGGGGCUCCUACUGGGUAAGCAGCCCAGGAAAGCCAGCUUGCUUGUCUAUGACGUUACCAUGCAUCUCUAAAACCACUUCAGUUGUUAAUCCAUUUACUCCUCCACCCAUUGACUUGUUUCUGUUCCUUCCCAUCCACUUUGUACUCAUUUGUUUUCAUU
Molecule: messenger RNA, 4248 nt
Organism: Microtus oregoni (creeping vole)
Lineage: Eukaryota; Metazoa; Chordata; Mammalia; Rodentia; Cricetidae
Gene: Septin8
Product: septin 8
Exons: 10
Coding region: 391-1713 (440 amino acids)
Biological process (GO): cytoskeleton-dependent cytokinesis
Cellular component (GO): cell division site; septin complex; septin ring
Molecular function (GO): GTPase activity; molecular adaptor activity; GTP binding
Source: RefSeq, a predicted model, not a curated record